Polyodon spathula (Mississippi paddlefish) is the source of this 2531-nucleotide messenger RNA. Its product is annotated as ferrochelatase, mitochondrial-like. The transcript has 5 exons. Gene Ontology annotation, biological process: heme biosynthetic process. The coding region runs from base 1932 to 2516 and encodes 194 amino acids. NCBI's taxonomy places the organism in Eukaryota, Metazoa, Chordata, Actinopteri, Acipenseriformes, Polyodontidae. The record is from RefSeq and is a predicted model, not a curated record. Gene Ontology annotation, molecular function: protoporphyrin ferrochelatase activity.
CGGACCAGAGGAUUUUGUUGAUGAAUACUUCAGAUUUCUGUUCAUAUUUCUUGGCUUAUUUAAGAUGGUUUGUUUUAUGCAUUUUCUUUUAAAAGUGGUUUGCAGUGAGGUCUGCGUAUAACACUCUUCUGUGUUCUCUGUCCUCUGUACAGUUCUUUCACAUUCUAUUAUGUCUGAUGCUUAAAUCUUUCUUUAAGUCCUUGGCUUUUAAUCUUGGAUUUUUUUUUAAUUGCCUACCUGCUAUGCCUGUAAUUUUCUUUGGAUAUCCACUUCUUUCAAACAUUAGCUCUGUGGUACGAUACUUCUUGAUUAUUAUAUACUCUGAUUGUGGAUAGUGCUAUUCUGUAUUUAUUUGAUACUGUCUGUAGGUAGUUUGCUAUGGGUGCUUUUCUCAACGUAAAUACAACUCCUUUGUCUUGACCAUCAUCUGCUGCAUUUGUCAAAACGUUCUUCAGCAGAUCUUGGAAACUACCUCUUUCUUUUUCUAUGGGCUUUAUAGUGCAGCUCAGUUACUGUGUAAUAGUUUUCAAUUAAUGAAUACAUUUUUAAAUCGGUUGCAGUACAUUUUACAGACUUUUAAUGGAAAGCUGCUAAUAUUUUUUUCAUUAAGUUUUAAGCAUGUUUGCACACUUUAUUUACAAUUAAACAAAGAAAUACAGCACCAAAAAAGUAAUAAUAAUUCCCUCCUUGUGAGGGUAUACCCUUGGCAUGUACUGGAAUUACCACAGAUAGGAAGUGAGAGGAUGUGUAGAACCAUCAUGUUGUCUUUAGAGUUUUCUGCCAACAAAGCAUUGGGCAGAGCUUGAUAAUAAAAAGAACACCAUGAUGCCCAUACUGUUCUGUUAGUAAACAGGAUAUAGUGGAAUCAAAAUAUUGACAAUACAGAGGACAAUGUGCCCAGGCAUAUUUUUGUAUGACUUCUGACAUGAUAUAAUGAACAUAUACAAAGAAAAUGGUAUGGUAUUUUGAUAUUGAUUUGGUACACAAACAUUACUUUUCAAGGAAGACAAUAUGAUCUAUAUUGUUAAAGCCUCUAACAGGGGGAUGCAGAUCUUUUGACCAUAGCUGUACAUAUAAUUUGGAGCCACGAACAGAAACAAGGAAACAUCUAACACAUGUAUAUCAAACGGUACGCUACAGUGUUAAGCUCUUUAUUCACUGACCCAUUGAAUAGCAGGCGUAGUGAGUAGGCUGGCAUAUGAACAGGAAUUUUUUAAAUAAUCGAGACUGCAUUACCUACAGAAACUACAUAAUUUCAACCGCCAAUGUUUAUCAAAUUUUAAAAAAGCAGUUCGGUUAUGUCUCUUGUGAAGAAUGUAUAGUGUGCUGCCUUUGGGGAAUAUACCGUGUUUUUCUUUUUUUCAGAUUCUAUGAAUGAACAUUAUGUAUUGUGAAUCUUUUAAUUUCUCUCAUUCGUCUGUGUGUGUGUACUAAUGUUGACAGUUGACUGUAAUUGAUGUAAUAUUUAUCGAAUUCGAUAAUAUAACUUUGGGGGAAUGAACGGUUUCUACUAAUUGCACUCCGGUGCCCAUGCAAUCCGGUAGUAAAUAUUGAAUUGUAGCACAUUACUGGUGUUUGGCGAAGGCACAUUUACACGUCUGUGACGUGAAUAUGCAUGCAACAUUCCAGGACGAGAAAAGUAUAGCAUAUAGUUGAUGAUGAUAUCUGUGUCACUACAGAGCCACACCGACGUGUUGGGGGGUGGAACCUUCGAAACGAUCCAUCCAGCCCCUCAGUACAAAUAACCUGUUGCAACUCAGAACCAGGAGGUCUGGAACAUGGAAACUGCAGACAGUUGUCCAAUAAUCGAGGAAUUGGCACACAUGUCUAGAAUAAUAUAUACAAUAAACAGGGAAAGAAAACACUUCUAAGAGGACUUUCUUGUUGAAGUUAUUAAAAUCACGUCGGGAUAAUAUUUUAGUUAACACAACAUGGCUGUUUUGGGAAGUGCAAGUCGGUUGUUACUCAAAUUUGUAAAGGGUAGCAGUGGUAGAACAUUGUGUGCCAGUAAGCAAUUCCGAUGGCAGUCCAGAGCAGCAACAAAGCAGACAACAGCUGCCACACCACAGUCUCAGGAACAGAAUAAACUUGCACCAUUUAUUGCCAAGAGACGCACCCCAAAAAUUCAGGAACAGUACAGCCGAAUUGGCGGAGGCUGUCCGAUUAAGAAGUGGACCACUCUUCAAGGAGAAGGGGUGGUGAAAUUGCUGGAUGAGAUGUCUCCAGAGACAGCUCCCCACAAGUUUUACAUUGGCUUCCGUUACGUCCAUCCACUUACAGAAGAAGCCAUUGAAGAGAUGGAGAGGGAUGGAGUGGAAAGAGCUGUAGCUUUUACUCAGUACCCACAGUAUAGCUGUUCAACAACAGGUAGCAGUUUAAAUGCAAUCUACCAAUACUACAACAAUAAAGGGGAGGAACCAAAGAUGAGGUGGAGUGCAAUCGACAGAUGGCCCACGCACCCUCUUCUUAUUGAAGUAAGACAUGAAGUUAUAAGAACAGGAGUUACAAAGCAUUGACAGGCGUCCAGGAUG